This is a messenger RNA of Loxodonta africana (African savanna elephant), 9313 nucleotides long. It is a transcript of the gene GDPD5, whose product is annotated as glycerophosphodiester phosphodiesterase domain containing 5. Gene Ontology annotation, cellular component: plasma membrane. NCBI's taxonomy places the organism in Eukaryota, Metazoa, Chordata, Mammalia, Proboscidea, Elephantidae. The record is from RefSeq and is a predicted model, not a curated record. Gene Ontology annotation, molecular function: glycerophosphodiester phosphodiesterase activity. The coding region runs from base 6883 to 8607 and encodes 574 amino acids. Gene Ontology annotation, biological process: lipid metabolic process; positive regulation of neuron differentiation. The transcript is spliced from 14 exons.
CCUGGCAGAUCUGGAUGGGCAGGCAGGCAGGUGGCUGGAAAAGAAGGUGAGGAGGUGAGCCCGGCCAUCCUGGAGCCUGGGAGCUGGCAGGGCUGUGGCCUGGCACAAGGGCCCGGUCACCUGAGCUACGGGCCUGCCAGGGCUGGCAGCAGGUGCUCAGAUGGAUAAAGCUUCCUUCAGUGCCUGGAUCCCUGGGCCAGACCCCAAGUCGAGCUCCCGUCCCUGGGGCACUAUCAGCCAGCAGAUCUAGUUUCUUCUCUGAAGGAACCCAAUUCCUGUGUGAUGUUUAUCUAAAAGCUUUGCUGCUUGGAAAACAACUUUCCUCCUCCUUCCUGCAUGUCUGAACAAAGAAGCCAGCCUCUGAAUUCAGCCAGCCCCCAAACAGGCUGAAGUGGCCAAGGGGAUGGGGAGGCUGAGGUCAGAGGCCAUGUGCUGGGCAGGCUAUCUGGAUGGGGAGGUCAGGGAAGCUUAUCUGCCUGUCUAUCUGCUGUCAUCAGCCUGUCUGUCCUCCUUCAUGUGGUGGUGAGGGACAGAACCCUAUACUGAGUUAGGAACUGGGUUUGUGACCUCCAAACAGGAGAAGCAGGUAUCAGCAGGGCAGGUAUCAGGUCCACACCAGCCAUAUCCCCAACAACACAGGGCCUGGCACAGAGGCGGCAACAUGGCCAAACUGAGGCAAAGCAGAGGAAGGGACCUGCCCGAGGCCACAGAGCAUGUCCCUCCUGAGCCUGGUCUCUCCACCCUCAAGCACAGCUCCUGGGGAACCAGAUUUUAUAGGCUUUCCCCCUUACGUGGACAUGGAAUUUCCCCUCAGUGGUGAAGGGUGUGGGUUCUGGAGUCAAGUGGACCUGAAGUUCAAACCGUGCCUCUUCCACUUGUACCUAGUUGACUUUCGGCUUUCUUUUCCUCAUUUGUAACACACGCACCCCCUCAGAGAACUGCUGUGGGGAGUCCAUAAGAUCAUGAGCAUGAAGUGACCAGCACUGUGCUAACUAUGGCCAGUCAUUCGGACGAGUCAUGCCAGAUUCCUGGCCUUAGUUUCUCUAUCUCUGAAAUGGGAGGGGGGUGGGGAUUAGAUGAUGUUAUGGAUUGAAUUGUAUCCCCCAAAAAUGUGUGUCAACUUGGCUAAGCCAUGUUUCCCAAUAUCGUAUAAGUGUCCACCAUUUUGUCAUCUGAUGUGAUUUUCUUAUAUGUUAUAAAUCCUACCUCUAUGAUGUUAAUGAGGCAGGAUUAGAGGCAGUUAUGUUAAUGAGGCAGGACUCAAUCUACAAGAUUAGGUUGUAUCUUGAGUCAGUCUCUUUUGGGAUAGAAAAGAGAGAAGCAAGCAGAGAGACAGGGGGACCUCAUGUCACCAAGAGUAAGUAACUAGGAGGGGAGCAUGUCCUUUGGACCUGGGUCCCUGCACUGAGAAGCUCCUAGACCAGGGGUAGAUUGAUAACAAGGACCUUCCCCCAAAACCACAGAGAAAGAAAGCCUUCCCCUGGAGCUGGUGCCCUGAAUUUGGACUUCUAGCCUCCUAGACUGAGAGAAUAAAUUUCUUUGUUAAAGACAUCCACUCGUGGCAUUUCUGUUACAGCAGCACUAGAAAACUAAGGCAGAUGUCAUCAGAAUUCCUUGGCCUCUCUGCUUUACUCCAAGCUAAGCCCUCCUCAGGGGCUGGGGUCAGGCAGCAGAGUCUCACUGUGCCCUGACCUUUCUGUAUCCAGAAGGGCAAAUGCUGAGCACUGACACGCAUCCUUACUUGUGUUCCUCCCAACAAGCCCAUAAGCUGGAGAUCAUCAUCGCCCCAUUUCACAGUUGGGGAAACUGAAGAUAGGGAUGCUAGUGAGGAACAGAGUUAGGAUCUGGACCCAGGCAAUGUAGGUUCAACACUGUGCUCUCAGCAGGGACGGGGAUGGGAAAAUGGCUGAGGCGAAGGGAGAAGGGUGACUGAGCUUCCAAGCAGAAAGCCCUUGGCCAUCAGGACAGACACUGUCCUGGCAUCAGGACAGAUGUAUCGCCCAGGAUGUCUCAUGUCCUUUGGUGGGCUCUGGACUGGCCAGGCGCAAGCCAUGGACUUAGGAAGUGAUAACUCUUGGCUGUGGCCAGCACAAGGCCCAGGGUAGAGGAAGUUGUGGGCCAGAGCUGGGUUUGAGCUGAUUGGGAACCAGAGUGGUGCAGGCUCUGCAAACACCAGGGUCAGUGGCACUGGGGUUGGGGCAAAAGCUGGAGGAGGACACUGGAGGCUGUACACCAGGUUGGCUGGGAGUGGGGAGAGGAUUUUGCAGCAGCUCUGGGUGGUAAGGCCUCUGCAGAGAGGGCUGAACUCACCUCAGGUGACCCCGAAACUCACAGCAGAGGAUGAGCAUCCCCUUCUCCCUCCCCCAGCCCCUCACCUCACUCCCACUUCUCCUCCCACCUCCUGGGUUCCAUGCCGCAGCCUCUCAGCCUCUCUCUCCUCUUUUCUCCGCAUUCUUUCCGAAACAGCUGGGAGAGGACAGUGAUGGGGGCUGGGCUUUUGGCCUGGCACAGUGAAAAAAACAGCGAUCUCAUGUCUCAGAGACUGAGUGGUGCAUAGUAGGUGCUCCAUAAAUGUUGCUGAACAGAGGCCCAGAAUGAGCCCUGGGAACAACACUGUUGGGGCCAGGAGAGGAGAGGAGAGGAGAGCGCUGGGGGCUUGGGCGGUGGAGGAGAGGCCUCUGCAAGAGCAAGGAGGGUCUAAUAGUGGCCCUUGUACCUCUCCUCACUCCCACCUUCCCCUCCUCAUUUGGGGACACCUGCCCCUGCCCACAGCACCACUGCCUCCCCUCAGGUUCUCUUGGGGGAGCCCUCUGCCCCUAACCCCACCUGCAUCCCUCAACUCAGAGAAGCCUGUGUGCAAGUCCCUCCUCUGUGAAGCCUGACCUCUCUGGGCCUCAUCUGUGAAAUGGGGUGACAGAUGGGUGAGUGAGUCUCUGAAGCAUCUCACGGUCAUCCUCCCGCUGGCAAAUGAAGUAUGACAGUAAUAGUAACAGUUGACAUUUAUUGAGUACCUACAGUUUGCCCAGGAGCCUUGCCAAGUGGUUUUCAGGCAUUGCCCCAUUCAUUGUUAAAACACCCCCAUGGGGCAUGGUUAAUUGUUAUCCCCAUUUUAUGGGUGGAGCCUCACCCAGGGAGUCUGAUAGAUUUGCAGCCCGUGCCUCAGGAGGAUGGAGGUUGAAGGAGAGAGCACGUAUAUUUUGAGUAUGUGUGUUUAAAUGAGAGCGCUGGAAGGAGAUGAAAGGAGGAGUGGGGGACUUGGGAAAUUGCCUGAUGGAGGAGAAAGAACACUGGGCCAGGAGGAUUUGGGACAAGAUCUAGAGUGCCUUGAAUGCCAGGCUAGGAACCCUCAGGGUUUUCCUGGUUAAGAUCUAGCCUUCAAGUACCUAAGUGAACCCUGGGGUGGUUGAAGGGUGGGCAAAGAGCUUCCUUUCCAGCCAAGCUGGCCCCCUUCCUUCCUUCCUCCCCUACCAGCCUGCCACAUUCCCACCUCCUCCAGCCCUUGCUCACACAGCCCCUUUCCCCCAGGGCACACGCUUGACAAAUAAGGAAACAGGAAACUGAGGACCAGAGAUGUGGCAUGACCUAUUCUCCUUCCCCAGCUCCGGGAUUGGAGGAGUCUGGUCGCAGGAGGCCGGCUCACUCACUAGUAAGGAAGGGGAAGUGAAGCUUUUUAUAACUGGGAAUAAUUAAUUGGUUGUUGCCUGUGACUCAUUACUGUAAUGCUGCCAAUUAAGGACUUUUUAUGACAGAAGAUUGUUCUCAGGCUGUCCCCACAGGACCUCCUGAAGACAUCGUAUCUGUGGGAGGGAGCACAGUGUCAAACCCAGCUUCUCUGUAGCAAGAGAGAUAUAGGUCAGACACCUGGAGGAACUUCCCAGCCAGAGACACUGAAGGAGACAGGACAGUGAGAGUCGAUGCUCUCUGGCAUUUCUAUACCAUCUUUUGCCUUUUGAUGGCUGUUUUAAGCUUAUUUGAUCCCCUCCAGGAAAAGUAUGUGAUUUACUCAAGCUGAGGAGCUGAAGGCCCAGCCUUCACUGCCCCCUGCUUGCAGCCCCAUCCUGUAUCCUCUCCCCUAUUUCACACAGCCUUGUCUGGGAUUCAAUGGUUAUUUAUUCAAUCAACAACCCUGCUGUGAUGUCUGCUCUGGUCCUAGCCCUGCGAUGGGCCCUGGGUCACAGUGGAUCAGACCUGGUUCUCCCUUCUUUGGAGGGCUCCCAGGCUGGUGAGGGAGCAGACAGGAGCCAACACACCCAGACCACCCAGGGGGAUCACUGUGGAGGCAGAGGGAAACACUACUGGGGCAAGGAGAGCCUCGAGGCUGAGCCCAUGCCCUACCAGAGCUGAUAUCUGAAAGGUGUGGGGAAGCUCAAGGCAGGAGGAACUGCAUGUGUAAUAAUGUGUCUUUUGUUUAGGAACUGAAAGUAAUUCAGCUGCAGUGUGGCUAGGGUGUAAGGAGUGGGGAGGUGUUGCCAAGUGGGCCCUGGAACCUCAAGGCUGAGCUGAGGAGCUUGGGCUUCAUCCUGGGCAACGGGGACCUGAGUCUGACUUGGGCUGUGGGAGGGCCGCACUGGUUACAGUGUGAAGAAUGGCUUAAGGGCAGUUGAAUAGAGGUGGGAGAGUAGGGAGCCACAUGAGAAAAGCCUCGACUGGGGCCAGGGACAGUCACAGGGAAGUAGAAUAGGGGAGGGCUUCUAGUGACACAGAGAGAGUAUAGUCAACAGAUUGGCUGUGGGCGAGAAGGAGGGUGAGAAAGAAGGUAGUCUAAGUGGAGUCCAGGGAGGGCACAGUCAGGUGGGUGGAAUACACCCACUCCUCACUUAUUAACAUGGUUAGGUUCCAAAGACUAGGUCAUUAUGCAAAAAUGGAGGAUAACCACAUCAAAUCACAAAAUAUUAUGUGGGACACAUAUGUCCCUUUGGACCCAAGAGGCAGAAAACGUAGGUGGGCACUGUAUGUCCCACUGGUCAUAAAAGGAUUAUUACCAGAGGUACAUCAUCAAUGUGCAAAAUAGCCAGAUAUUGUUGUAAGUGCAAAAUGUCAGAUAGUGAGGUAGUCGAUAACUGAGGCAUAGGUGUAUAGACAAAAUCAAUCUGCCCAGCCCCAACUGCCUACCUUCUAUAAUGGGAAACUCCCUCCUUCCGUGCAGGAAGACACUUGCUGCAAGGAAAUCCAUCAGCUCCUUUUCCACCCCUUCCUUCCACAACCUCUACACUGCCCCACUGAGCUUCUCCCCUUCCUAGUAUAUGCCUCACCCCGUCACAGCACCCUGCCUUUGCUCAGGCCAUCACCUCUGCCUGGAAUGCCCUUCUUCUCUGUCUCUGCCUCUCAAGGCUCUUUGCAAAUGUCUCUUCCUCUAAGAAGUAUCCCUCCCCCCUUCCUUCUCCAUCCUUACCUCCUUUUCCCCCUCAGAUCCCUUAGCACCUUGGGCCUGUGCCAGCUAUGUAGAUUGUGAUUCUCUGUGUCUCCCACAGGGCCCUGAGUGCUUUGAGGGCAGAGAUUGGGCCUGCCCCAUGCCAGGGGCCUGGUUUGCCCAGUGAAUGCCUAGAAGGAUGGUUGAGCAGAUGAGUUGAAGAAUGAGGGAAGAAGCCAGUUAGGGAGUGCACCUGCCAUCUUGCUGACUUUGGGUGGGGAGGCAGGCCCCUGAUGAGCUUGCUGUGCUCCCCUGCUCUCUCUCCUGUCUUCAUCCAUGACCCUGGUUUCCAAGGCCGGUGGGUGUCAGGUGGUCUGGGGAGGGUAGGUGUACAUGUGUGGACAGGUGUGCGCAGCAUUCUUAGCUCUAGCUUUUAUGCCCUGGUGGUGGUUGACAGUGGAGAGGGUGCUGACUCAGCUGCAGGCCCCCUAGGCCACCCUUGGAGCUGGGUAAAGCUCUGCCAGUGGGCAGGAGGAGGGGGGUGAGUUUCCAGCUGGCUCCCCACCUUACUGUCCUAUCACCCAACCAUGUGAGUUUGUGUCAGGGGUGUCGGGCAGCCCCAAGCGGAGGGGUACUGUCCUGGAGGAGGGGAAGGAUACUUCCUAACAAGGAUUCUUCCUUCUGUUUGUACAGUUAGCAAAGCACUCUCCAGAAUGUUAGUUCGUCUUGUGGGUACAUCACUCAGGCAUGGUACAUCUGGAGAAACUGAGGCCACAGCUGCCCAGUGAGUGGCUCCAGGAACCACAGGAGUCAGCAACAGAGUGAGAGCCAGAAUCCAGACCUCCUGUCCCCCCACCCCCUUCAGAACUCAUUCUCUCCUCUCUUCUCCUUGGUCUUCUCUGGCACAGCAGCAGAGAGCAAUAGAGGCAGACGGAGCUGGCCUCUGUCCCAGCUCUACCACCUGCUGUGUACCUGUGGCCUGUGUACCUGGGUUAGGGGCAUCCCUGUCCUCCCAGAGCCCCUUUCACUACCCCCACCCCCUUGCAGCACUGACCUCCUGGAGUGGCAUGGCCUGGUGACCUGCCUAUCUGUCCUGAGGGCAGAGCUGGGUCCGCGUGUGUCACAGCAGACUUCUGGAGUCCAGCACAGAGCCUGGCAGCAUGGACUUGCCAGUCAACAUCUGUUGAAUCAAGAAAAGAGGUCCCUCUGCCUCUUGGAGUCUCAGCUCCCUCUCCUGAGGCAUGGGGAGAGGAGUCACCCCCUUGGAGGAGUGGUAAAGAAUUAGAUCAGGUGGUCCACUUGAGAAAACCCUGGUGGCGUACUGAUUAAGAGUUUGGCUGCUAACCAAAAAGUUGGUAGCGCGAAUCCACCAGGUGCUCCUUGGAAACCCUACGGGGCUGUUCUACUGUGUCCUAUAGGGUUGCUAUGAGUCAGAAUCAAUUCGACGGCAAUAGAUUUAGUUUUUUGGUUUAUGGUCCAUGUGAAUGCCUAGUCCAUAGUAGAAGCCUUACCAACACAGUCUCCCUCGUCACAUGUCGCUCACAGCCCUCAGCCCCAAAGGAGAUUCACUGCAAGUCCUCCAUGCAUCACUCUAUUUGACCUGUGCUGACUUCUGUAUUUCUUGCCAGAUGCAGCUGACGUUCCUGGCUAAGGAAGCUUCAACCUGGACUCCAGCCCUGCCUCCACCACUGACUCAACGUGAGACCUUGGCCAAGUCCCUGAGCCUCUGGGCCCAACUGGCUUGUGGAUGGGAACGCCUCUGGUUCCUGCUCCUCACCUUCGCCUUCGGCCUCACACUCACCUGGCUCUACUUCUGGUGGGAAGUCCACAAUGACUACGAUGAAUUCAACUGGUACCUCUACAACCGCAUGGGCUACUGGAGCGAUUGGUCCGUGCCCAUCCUUGUGACCACAGCUGCUGCCUUCACGUAUAUUGCAGGCCUCCUGAUCCUGGCACUAUGUCACAUCACUGUCGGGCAGCAGAUGAACCUGCACUGGCUACACAAGAUAGGGCUGGUGGUCAUCCUGGUCUCCACGGUGGUGGCCAUGUCUGCUGUGGCCCAGCUGUGGGAGGAUGAGUGGGAGGUGCUUCUGAUCUCCCUACAGGGCACAGCACCAUUCCUGCACAUGGGGACCCUGGCAGCCAUCACUGUUCUCUCAUGGAUUGUGGCUGGACAGUUUGCUCGUGCAGAGCGGUCCUCCUCCCAGAUGGCCAUUCUCUGCACCUUCUUCGCUGUGGUGUUUGCCCUCUACCUGGCCCCGCUCUCCAUCUCCUCUCCCUGCAUCAUGGAGAAGAAGGACCUGGGCCCCAAGCCUGCCCUCAUCGGCCACCGCGGGGCCCCCAUGCUGGCCCCAGAGCACACGGUGAUGUCAUUCCAGAAGGCCAUAGAGCAGAAAUUGUACGGGCUCCAGGCUGACGUUACCAUCAGCCUGGACGGUGUGCCCUUCCUGCUGCAUGACGCCACCCUGCGGCGCACCACCAACGUGGAAGAGGAGUUCCCUGGGCUUGCCCGCAGGCCUGCCUCCAUGCUCAACUGGACCAUCCUGCAGAGGCUCAAUGCUGGCCAGUGGUUCCUGAAGACCGACCCCUUCUGGACAGCUGGCUCCCUGUCACCUGCUGACCAUAGGGAGGCCCAGAACCAGUCCCUCUGCAGCCUCGCAGAGCUCCUGGAGCUGGCCAAGGGCAACACCUCACUGCUGCUCAACCUGCGUGACCCACCCCGGGAGCACCCCUACCGUGCCAGUUUCCUCAACAUCACGCUGGAGGCCGUGCUGCGCUCUGGCUUUCCCCAACACCAGGUUUUAUGGCUAUCUAACAGACAGAGGCCCCUGGUGCGGAAGGUGGCUCCCGGCUUCCAGCAGACAUCAGGCUCCAAGGAGGCAGUGGCCAGCCUGCGGCGGGGCCAUAUCCAGCGGCUGAACCUGCGAUACACUCAGGUGUCCCGCCAGGAGCUCAGGGACUACGCAUCCUGGAACCUGAGUGUGAAUCUCUACACAGUCAACGCUCCGUGGCUCUUCUCCCUGCUGUGGUGUGCAGGGGUCCCGUCUGUCACCUCUGACAACGCCCACAGCCUGUCCCAGGUGCCUUCCCCUCUAUGGAUCAUGAGAUCAGCGAUGGCGUGGAGGUCUCUGAUGAGCUCUCCGUGUGUUCAGACAACAGUUAUGACACUUAUGCCAACAGCGCCAGCACUCCUGUGGCUCCCCGAGGGGGCCGCAGCCACGCCAAGACCCUUACAGACAGGAGUGGGCAUUAGCUGAAGACCUGCCUGUCCUAAGUCCUAGCCUGUACAUAAAGGAGAAACCAGGGGAGCCCAGGAGGGCCAGCAGAAAUGUAUCUGGACUUAGAGUGCCCUGAGAGGUGGCCCCACAGCCUCCUCAUCGGCUCCAACCCCUGGUCAGCCAUGGACUCUCUUGGAGGAGGCUACCUUCAUCCCUGAGGCCCAGCUGGGCCAGGACUCCAGCUUCUCAGAUGCCCCUGCAGGCCUGGGGCUGCUGGAAGUGUGGGUCCUGGGGCCUGGUCCUUCUCCUGAGGUCUUCCUUGGCAUCCUGACCUAGAAGCCUUGAUGGGUCACUGGCCCAUGCCAUGCCCUCUGUGGCAAGAGAUGAUGUAGAAGCCCAGGUGCGCCUGCAUGUGUCCGUGCUCCUGUCUGCACCGUGAGGGUCCGUCCCGACUUCUCCGUUCUUAUCCUGCCUAGAGGGCCAGGGCUGAGCCUUUGCCUCCAGCCCUUCUGUUCUUUACGUCAUUCUCAAAGCACAAGGAGGUCCGGCCCAGGAGGAAAGCCUGCUGCAGUGGUGGAGACAUGCCCCCUCCAUGACCAGCCUCCCACACCACUGGCCCUGCCCCAGGAGAAAGCCUGAGCCAUGCCCCCCAGGAGCAGCUGGAGACAGCCAGAAGAGCAGACUCCUGGCUGCUGGAUCCCAUGCCCAGUGUCCAUCAGGCCCCUGCAAACACAGCAGCCCUGAA